AUGGCGAAAGAAUCCAAGGCCGAUGAGGCCACCGUCGAGGUGAAGAUCAGUGAGCUCCAGGCUGCUAAAGAUAAGGUGAUUACUGUUAUGAUGAAUCUGCAAAAUUACAUUGGUCAGAUUACCAAUGCCUACAUGUUGCACACCAACAACAUCAUGGCUGGUGGGCCGGCUACUAUCGAGUUCCCUACCCUGCCCCCCGGCCCAGGCAAUGCCGAUGGCACUAAGAAGCGCAAGCGGGCUCCUGUUGACCCCAAUGCUCCCAAGCGCGCUCUCACCCCGUACUUUCUGUUCAUGCAGCACAACCGCCACAAGAUUGCUGCCGACUUCCCUAAGGAUGCCAAGCCCAAGGAGAUCUCUGAUGAGGGCACACGCCGCUGGCAAAACCUGAGCGAGGCAGACAAAUCCGUCUGGAAGAAGAUGUACGCUGAGAACUACGCGGAUUACCGAAAGCGGGUCGAGGAGUACAAGGCCGGCCGUAAGGUCGAGGACGACGGGGCUGCUAACCAGCUGCAGCAGGAAAACUUUGCUGUUGCUGACAACGAGGAUGACUCUUCCUCUUCUGAGGACGAUAAUGCUGGUUCUGAGGAUGAGUCCUCCCCUUCCCCUCCCCAGGCCACCCCCAAGGAGAAAACCCCUGCCAGUAACAAGCGCCGUCGCAGCGAGCCCAAGGCCAAGGAAGUUCCUGAGUCCGUCACCAAGCCCACCCCCGCUAAGAAGGCCAAGGGGGGGAAAAAGGCGGCUGAGUCCGUUGCCGCCACUCCCGCUGAGACCAAGACCAAGGGUGGUCGCAAGAAGCGCAAGAAUAAAAUCACCCGCAUUUCCCCCCACAUUGUCUUAACCCUCCUUCCAAACCGAUUUGAGGGGUCUUGUGAGCCUGAAUUGGGCUUCAAAUUAUACAAAUUCGUUGCCCUGACUAGAAUCCCUGCCGCACGCCAAGAACUCGUGGGUCCCACCGGCGCCAUGCAGCUCGUUCCAAAGGAGCUCGACAAGCUCACCAUCGCACACCUGGGAUUCCUGGCUCAGCGCCGCCUAGCCCGGGGUGUCCGUCUCAAUCAUGCCGAGUCGGUGGCCUUGAUAUCAUCCGUGCUCCACGAGCUCAUCCGCGAUGGCCACUACUCCGUCGCCGACCUAAUGUCCAUCGGCAAAACGAUGCUCGGCCGCCGACACGUCCUUCCCUCCGUUGUCGCCACCCUCGUCGAGCUGCAAGUCGAGGGAACUUUCCCCUCCGGCACCUACCUCGUAACCGUGCACCACCCGAUCAGCAGCGACGAGGGUGACCUCGAGCGCGCGCUGUACGGGAGCUUCCUGCCCGUGCCCUCGAAUGCCGCGUUCCCGGACCCGGACCCGGAAGACUAUCUUCCCGAAAAGAUGCCCGGCGCCGUAAUCCCCGUCAAGAACGCGCGAAUCGCGCUGAACGAUGGACGGAAGCGCAUUCGACUCAAGGUGAUGAGCAAAGGAGACCGGCCGGUGCAGGUUGGGUCGCACUACCAUUUUGUCGAGACAAAUCCGCAGCUGCAUUUUGAUCGGGUGCAGGCUUAUGGGUUUCGAUUGGAUAUUGCGGCGGGGACGUCGAUCCGGUUUGAGCCUGGGGAUACGAAGACAGUGACUCUGGUUGAGAUUGCCGGGAAUAAGGUGAUUCGGGGUGGGAAUUGGCUGGCGAAUGGUCCGUUGGAUUUGAGUCGUGCGGACGAGAUCGUGGGCCGGCUUCAGGCUGCGGGUUUUGCUCACGUACCGGAGCCGCAGGCGGAUAGUGCGUUGAUCACCGGGUUCUCCAUGGAGAGGGAGGCGUAUUCGAGGAUGUUUGGGCCGACGACGGGGGAUUUGGUUAGAUUGGGAUUGACCGAUCUGUGGGUGGAGGUGGAGAGGGAUUUGACGAGCUAUGGGGACGAGUGUACGUUUGGUGGAGGCAAGACGGUUCGUGAUGGGAUGGGGCAGGCGUCUGGACGAUCGGCAGCCGAAUGUGCGGACACUGUUAUUACGAAUGCGCUGAUUAUCGAUUGGUCGGGUAUUUACAAGGCUGAUAUUGGGAUCAAGAAUGGCUUGAUUGCCGGUAUUGGCAAGGCGGGUAACCCUGAUGUGAUGGAUGGUGUGCAUCCAAAUUUGGUGAUAGGCUCAUCGACGGAUGUCAUCGCGGGCGAGAACAAGAUUAUCACUGCUGGUGGUUUCGAUACGCAUAUCCACCUGAUCUGCCCACAGCAGGUCGAAGAGGCCCUGGCGUCGGGUAUCACGACUUUCCUGGGCGGAGGCACCGGUCCCAGCACUGGGUCCAACGCGACAACCUGUACCCCGGGCCCGAACCACAUGCGUCAAAUGAUGCAGGCCUGUGAUAGCCUUCCCAUCAACAUUGGUAUUACAGGGAAAGGUAACGAUUGCGGACGAGUGAGCAUCGAGGAGCAGAUCAAGGCUGGCGCAGCAGGUCUAAAACUACACGAGGAUUGGGGCUCUACGCCAGCUGCUAUUGACAACUGCCUGAGUGUUUGCGAUGAGUAUGAUGUCCAGGCCAUGAUCCACACUGAUACAUUGAACGAGUCUGGCUUCGUUGAACAGACCAUCAACGCCUUCAAGGGUCGCACAAUCCACACCUACCACACGGAGGGCGCUGGCGGUGGCCACGCUCCUGACAUUAUCUCUGUCGUCGAGCAUCCCAACGUGUUACCCAGUAGCACUAACCCCACUCGGCCAUUUACUUUGAAUACCCUGGAUGAACACCUUGACAUGUUGAUGGUGUGCCACCAUCUCUCGAAGAAUAUCCCGGAGGACGUGGCCUUUGCGGAAAGCCGCAUUCGGGCCGAAACAAUCGCAGCAGAAGAUGUGCUGCACGAUCUCGGCGCUAUCAGUAUGAUGUCCUCCGAUUCCCAGGCCAUGGGUCGCUGUGGCGAGGUGAUCCUACGCACAUGGCAUACAGCCCACAAGAAUAAGCUCCAGCGAGGACCGUUACCUGAAGAUGCAGGCACGAACAAUGAUAAUUUCCGCGUGAAACGGUAUAUCAGUAAAUAUACUAUCAACCCAGCCCUGGCGCAGGGCAUGGGUCACUUGAUCGGCAGUGUGGAAGUGGGCAAGAUCGCCGAUUUGGUCAUUUGGAAACCAAGCCGGUUUGGAACAAAGCCAGUGCAAGUUCUCAAGAGCGGCAUGAUUACAGUGGCGGAAAUGGGCGAUCCGAAUGGCUCCAUUCCAACCAUUGAGCCGAUGAUUGUCCGGCCUAUGUUCGGGCACCGUCUCCCGAGCGCAUCCAUCAUGUUCGUCUCCCAGGCCUCCAUUGACCUAGGAAUCGUCCAGUCCUAUGGACUCCGAAAACGCAUCGAAGCAGUGAAAGGCUGUAGGAGCGUCGGAAAGAAAGACAUGAAAUACAACGACACCAUGCCAAAGAUGAAGGUCGACCCAGAGAGCUAUACGGUCGAAGCCGAUGGCAUGCUGUGUGACGCAGAGCCGGCAUCCGAGUUGCCCCUAACGCAAGCGUACUACGUCUUCUAG
Penicillium chermesinum is the source of this 3471-nucleotide messenger RNA. RefSeq names its product urease Ure. NCBI's taxonomy places the organism in Eukaryota, Fungi, Ascomycota, Eurotiomycetes, Eurotiales, Aspergillaceae. The record is from RefSeq and is a predicted model, not a curated record. The transcript has 11 exons. Gene Ontology annotation, molecular function: nickel cation binding; urease activity. The coding region runs from base 1 to 3471 and encodes 1156 amino acids. Gene Ontology annotation, cellular component: urease complex. Gene Ontology annotation, biological process: urea catabolic process.